GCCUCCUGCGCUGCUUGGGACAGCCAUCACAGUGGAGAACAUACAUGGUAAAGGCAGGCACCAUUGUCAGCAGUUUCAAAGAAAAUGGUUUCAUUUUUCACAAUUAAAUGUAGACAAGGUCUCACUGAGUGGCUAAAUGUCUUGCUAAGUUGCUGAGGCUGUCUUUGAACUCACGAUCCUCCUGCCUCAGCCUUCCAAGCCGCUGGAAUUACAGCCUGUUGAUGGAUGGAUUAAAUUAAUUGAUUUUCAGAUGUUAAAGAGAGCUGAGGUACGUUUUAUGGCCCAGAAUGACAUCUAUCUUGGUGAACAUUCCAUGAGAGUUUGAGAAGAAUAUGCUGAUCUACCUGUUGGUGACCAGCAUGUUUUGGAAAUUUGAUCUUCACUCAUCAUCCCACAUAGACACACUUCUAGAAAGAGAAGAUGUAACACUGAAGGAGUUAAUGGAUGAGGAAGAUGUUUUACAGGAAUGUAAAGCUCAGAACCGCAAACUUAUAGAGUUUCUGUUAAAAGCAGAAUGUCUCGAAGAUUUAGUCUCAUUCAUUAUAGAAGAACCACCUCAAGACAUGGAUGAAAAGAUCAGAUACAAGUAUCCAAAUAUAUCUUGUGAGUUGCUCACUUCUGAUGUCUCCCAGAUGAAUGAUCGAUUGGGGGAGGAUGAAUCCUUGCUAAUGAAAUUGUACAGCUUCCUCCUGAAUGAUUCCCCUCUGAACCCACUACUCGCUAGUUUCUUCAGCAAGGUGCUAAGUAUCCUUAUCAGCAGAAAACCAGAACAGAUUGUGGAUUUCCUAAAGAAGAAACGGGAUUUUGUAGACCUUAUUAUAAAGCAUAUAGGAACUUCUGCCAUCAUGGAUUUGUUGCUCCGGCUCCUGACAUGUAUUGAGCCUCCACAGCCCAGGCAAGAUGUGCUGAAUUGGUUAAAUGAGGAGAAAAUCAUCCAGAGGCUUGUGGAAAUAGUUCACCCAUCGCAAGAAGAAGAUCGGCAUUCAAAUGCUUCACAGUCACUUUGUGAAAUCGUUCGCCUGAGCAGAGACCAGAUGUUACAAGUUCAGAACAGUACGGAACCAGACCCCUUGCUUGCCACUCUAGAAAAGCAAGAAACCAUCGAGCAGCUUCUAUCAAAUAUUUUCCAUAAGGAGAAAAAUGAAUCAGCCAUAGUCAGUGCGAUCCAGAUUCUGCUGACUUUGCUUGAGACACGGCGACCGACAUUUGAAGGCCAUAUAGAGAUCUGCCCACCAGGCAUGAGUCAUUCAGCUUGUUCAGUCAACAAGAGUGUUCUAGAAGCCAUCAGAGGAAGACUUAGAUCUUUUCAUGAACUCCUGCUUGAGCCACCCAAGAAAAGUGUGAUGAAGACUACCUGGGGUGUACUGGAUCCUCCCGUGGGGAACACUCGGCUGAAUGUGAUUAGGUUGAUAUCUAGCCUGCUGCAAACCAAUACCAGCAGUAUAAAUGGGGACCUUAUGGAACUGAACAGCAUUGGAGUCAUAUUGGACAUGUUCUUCAAAUAUACUUGGAAUAACUUCUUGCAUACACAAGUGGAAAUUUGUAUUGCACUGAUUCUUGCCAGUCCUUUUGAAAACACAGAAGAUGGCACAAUUACUGAUCAGGACUCCACUGGUGACAAUUUGUUAUUGAAACACCUCUUCCAAAAAUGCCAAUUAAUAGAACGAAUACUUGAAGCCUGGGAAAUGAAUGAGAAGAAACAGGCCGAGGGAGGAAGACGGCACGGUUACAUGGGACACCUCACGAGGAUAGCCAACUGUAUCGUGCACAGUGCUGACAAGGGUCCCAAUAGUGCUGCCGUGCAGCAGCUCAUCAAAGAUCUUCCCGAUGAUGUCAGGGAGCGAUGGGAGACAUUCUGCACAAGCUCCUUAGGAGAAACAAACAAGAGGAACACGGUAGAUCUAGUUACAACCUGCCAUAUUCAUUCAUCCAGUGAUGAUGAAAUUGACUUUAAAGAAACGGGUUUCUCACAGGAUUCCUCUUUGCAGCAAGCCUUUUCUGAUUAUCAGAUGCAACAAAUGACGUCCAAUUUUAUUGACCAGUUUGGCUUCAACGAUGAGAAGUUUGCAGAUCAAGAUGACAUUGGCAAUGUUUCUUUUGAUCGGGUGUCAGACAUCAACUUUACUCUCAAUACAAAUGAAAGUGGUAAUAUUGCUCUGUUUGAAGCGUGUUGUAAGGAGAGAAUACAACAGUUUGAUGAUGGUGGCUCUGACGAGGAGGACAUCUGGGAGGAAAAGCACAUUGCAUGUACGCCAGAGUCCCAGAGGCGAUCCAGCUCGGGGAGUACAGACAGCGAAGAAAGUACAGAUUCUGAAGAAGAAGAUGGAGCAAAGCAGGACUUGUUUGAGUCCAGUAGCGCCAAUACAGAGGAUAAAAUGGAGGUAGACCUGAAUGAACGAAUGAACCUGCUGGCUGAAAGGAGAAUCAGUAAUGAAGCGGUGUUGUCAUGGUGCCCUCCAGCACCCAGCUGGUCGGCCAACUUUGAUGUCCCAAUGGAGACCACCCAUGGCACUCCGUUAGACUCAGUGGGCUCUGAUGUCUGGAGCACAGAGGAGCCAAUGCCAACUAAGGAGACGGGCUGGGCUUCUUUUUCAGAGUUCACGUCAUCUCUGAGCACUAAAGAUUCCUUAAGGAGUAAUUCUCCAGUGGAAAUGGAAACCAGCACUGAAGCCAUGGACCCCCUGACUCCCAGUGUCACUGCCUUGGCAGCACAGCCAGAGGCGCCAAGCAGUGUGGCCAUGGAAGCCAGCUCCGAUGGAGAGGAGGAUGCCGAGAGUGCAGACAAGGUAACUGAGACGGUGAUGAAUGGCGGCAUGAAGGAAACACUCAGCCUCACCGUGGAUGCCAAGACGGAGACCGCAGUCUUCAAAAGAGUGUUGAAAUCCUACCGUGAGGAAGGAAAACUGUCUACCUCUCAAGAUGCUGCUUGUAAAGAAGUGGAGGAGAGCCCUGAGCCAGCGGAGGCCAAGUGCGCGGCCCCCCGGCCCCCCAGCAGUAGCCCAGAGCAGAGGAGUGACCAGCCAAGUGUGCCAGGUGACACGUCAGUCAAUGGCCCUGUAUGAUGGGUAGCGUCUGCUGCUGCUGACUGAGGACUGCAGACUGCCACCACCCAGGGGCUCUGGAGGGGUCCUCUGGAGCCACCAAGCCGUCACUGCUGCACUCACUCUGCAAGGGAUCAGGACCAGCAACCUUUAUAUUCUAGAUUCUAAGACAUUGUACAGAGAAAUUCAGAAGUGUAAAAAUAUUGCACAUUGACAAAUACCAAGAAUGUCUGCAUAUGUUUAUAUUGUAUUGUUCUAAAUAAUGGGUAGCCUGUGAGAUGAGACCUUGCUGCCCUGUGGUGAUAGCAGUACUACUCUAGUUAAAUGGCUGUAAGAAUAGUUUUAUAAAAGUGAAUACACAGAUCUAUUGUAUUUGAAACAUAACUAUUUGACAAUUAUUAGUGUGACCAAAGUAUUAGGCAGUUUUCAUAUAUUUUUCACCUUGUACAAAAUUCUGAUUCCUUUUCUUCCAGGUUGGCAAGGAGCUAUGGAAUUGAAAUCCCUCUAGGUGUUAUUUUGGUUGUUCUAACUUACAAAAGUGAUUUUGAAUAAGAAAUAUUUGGUGUUCUUUUUAUAACCAGUUUUUGAUUGGUAAUUGUUUUCUGUAUUGUUUAAAAUGGAUCAAAAAUGUAAGUCUAUUGGUAGAGAUUAAGUAUUUAUUGCUGCGGCUUAGUUGAUAAACCGAUGUUCUUGUGAAGCCAUAUGUUCUGUUGAAGUCUUGUUGCUUGAGAUGAUCUCCUACAGGAAAAGCACUAGAGUCCUCGGAGUGUACAUGGCUGUGGUUUGGGUUUGUUUUUUUUUUUUUUUUUUCUGGAGGGGGGUUUGUUUUUGUUUUGUUUGGUAGUUCAUCUGCCUUUUAACCCAUUCACCAAAAUUGACCUUGUUAACAAGCAUCACCAAUGACCAUUUCAGAGCAAUCUGCAUAUUUAACACACUUAAGUCAUGUUAGGCGAGUCCGUUGAAAAUGCUCGUGCUGCUAAUGGAGUUCGAGUGCGUCAUUUCACAGGCUAGUGUUUUAAAAAUAGAACUCAAUCCGGCACCUGCGCAUGUUACCUGUUUUACUGUACCUUGUGAGGUUUUCACUCGUAAAAUUCUAAACCAGUGUAUUUUUUUAGAACUGGUUUGUGUAUAUAUAUAGUGAUUAUGGAUACUAAUUCAAUGUAAUUUAUAAUUUUCUAUGUCAAUAUAAAAAUACGUCACAGCCUUCUCCAACAGCUGAAGCAAUAUACUGUAUAUUGCCAUAUCGUCUGGUGAAAGGGUUAAAUCACUUCACCUCUUGCACUUUUAGAUGCAAAUCAGUUUUUCAUUUCUGUAAUAGAAAAUUAUUCACGUAUUUUUACAUCAUUUGUUUUUCCUGACCAGUAUUUAAAACCAAAAGGAUAUUCUGAAAAAUGGCCAACAGAUUUUUUAGAAACAGCAUCCCAAGCAGCGUGCCUAAACAUUACAUUGCAUACGGAAAUAAAAGAAUCAAAUGUC
Marmota monax (woodchuck) is the source of this 4517-nucleotide messenger RNA. It is a transcript of the gene Ppp6r3, whose product is annotated as protein phosphatase 6 regulatory subunit 3. The transcript has 28 exons. Gene Ontology annotation, cellular component: nucleus; cytosol. Bases 333 to 3062 code for a protein of 909 amino acids. NCBI's taxonomy places the organism in Eukaryota, Metazoa, Chordata, Mammalia, Rodentia, Sciuridae. Gene Ontology annotation, molecular function: protein phosphatase binding; protein phosphatase regulator activity. The record is from RefSeq and is a predicted model, not a curated record.